Petromyzon marinus (sea lamprey) is the source of this 2714-nucleotide messenger RNA. RefSeq names its product ATP binding cassette subfamily G member 4 (gene ABCG4). Gene Ontology annotation, biological process: cholesterol homeostasis; cholesterol efflux; transmembrane transport. Gene Ontology annotation, molecular function: ATP binding; ABC-type sterol transporter activity; ATP hydrolysis activity. Lineage: Eukaryota; Metazoa; Chordata; Hyperoartia; Petromyzontiformes; Petromyzontidae. Gene Ontology annotation, cellular component: plasma membrane. The record is from RefSeq and is a predicted model, not a curated record.
GUGGGUGCCACUCGCGAAACAGCACUUGCCCCCAAAAGUCUGCUAGGGCUACACGGUUGGGAAUCUUUGUCUUUUGUGCCUGCAUGCGACGGAGCGAGCGCGGUUGUGGUUGCCGUGUGGGUAUUCGCGAGGAGCUGUGCGAGAGGGUGGGCUGCAUUUUCAAAUCUGACAUCACAAGGCAAACAGCAGCCACCCUGCCACUGCGCACUCCCCAGCAGAUGAUGUCACGACCGCCUCUUCCAGUCCUCUGCAUCUCUCCCACCCCCACCAAGCACCAGCAAUCCAUCCAGCCAGCCUUGAGCCUUGAGGCAGGCAUGAAUAUUUAAUAUCGAUGUACAGCUUGCGCGCACGCACACACGCUACCAGCCGCAAAGUAUUCCUUAUUUAGCGCAUUUGGAGCUGACGCAUAAGUAUACGCUAAUUAGCUUUCUGUUGAUUGUGGGUGCGUUGGACGUUGAGGGCUUGGCUUAACGUAAUUGUCCCACGAAGAAAGCUGUGCGGCUGAAUGUUGGCGUCAAGGUCAUCCCAGUAAACUAAGUCCCCAACGGUGCUCUCGUAGAAGUCGCGGUAGUUAGUAUACAGUGUGUUGCAGACACGGCGUGAGACGACAGGGUUUGCUGUGUGCGUGAGCAGUCUCCAGCCACACGGUGCCCUCCAGGUGCUGUAAUUGGACCGAGACUCGCACCUGUAGAGAGCUUGGGCGUGAAGAUGGAGAAGGAGGGCGAGCACGUGAACGUGGCGAUGGAGCCCAUCGCAUGCCCGCUGCCGCCGUCGGCGAUGGCCGGUGGCGGCGCGGCGGCGGCGGCGGCGGCGCCCGACGUGCCGCUGCUCGCCACGCACCUCAAGAAGGUGGAGAACCACAUCACGGAGGCACAGCGCCUCUCGCACCUGCCCCGUCGGCCCGCACUCGAGCUCGAGUUCCACGAGCUGAGCUACUCCGUCCGCGAGGGCUCCUGCUGGAGGAAGCGAGGCUACAAGACGGUGCUCAAGUGUCUCUCGGGUAAAUUCUGCAGCCGAGAGCUGGUGGGCAUCAUGGGACCAUCGGGCGCGGGAAAAUCGUCGCUCAUGAACAUCCUGGCCGGAUAUCGGAAGACGGGGAUGAAGGGACAGAUCCUGGUGAAUGGGAAUCCACGCGACCCGCGCACCUUCAGGAAGAUGUCCUGCUACAUCAUGCAGGACGAUGUCCUCCUGCCACACCUCACAGUGCAGGAGGCCAUGAUGGUCUCCGCAAAUCUGAAAUUGCAAGAGAAAUUGGACGAGAAGAAGAGGCUGGUGUUUGAGAUCCUGACGGCGCUGGGCCUGCUGGAGUGCCGCGACACGCGCACGUGCCGGCUCUCCGGCGGGCAGCGAAAGCGCCUCGCCAUCGGCCUGGAGCUCGUCAACAAUCCCCCCGUCAUGUUCUUCGACGAGCCGACGAGCGGCCUGGACAGCUCAUCGUGCUUCCAGGUGGUGUCCCUCAUGAAGACGCUGGCCCUGGGGGGACGCACGGUCAUCUGCACGAUCCACCAGCCCAGCGCCAAGCUCUUCGAGAUGUUUGACAAGCUGUACAUCCUGAGCCAGGGCCAGUGCAUCUACAAGGGGACGGUGAUGGAGCUCGUCCCGUACCUGCGAGGGCUCGGCCUCCACUGCCCCACCUACCACAACCCCGCCGACUUCGUGAUCGAGGUGGCCUCGGGGGAGUACGGCGACCUCAACCCCAUCCUCGUGUCGGCCGUGACCGAGGGCCGCUGCAGCAUGGAGCCCAAGAAGUCCCUGGACGGGGACGGGGCCCUGGAGGUCGUGCCAUCGGACGCGCACAGGAACGGCGCGCUCACCGAGCGAAGUGCUGUUAGUGAAAACUGCCACAGCUUCUCAACGGGUGGAUUCACGCAGUUCUCAAUCCUAUUCAAGCGCAGCAUGCUCUCCAUCAUGAGGGACAUGGUGCUCACCCACAUGCGCCUGGGCUCCCACAUCGCCAUCGGCCUCCUCAUUGGCCUGCUGUACCUGCACAUCGGUAACGAGGCCACCAAGGUCUUCAACAACUCCGGCUUCCUCUUCUUCUCCAUGCUCUUCCUCAUGUUCGCCGCCCUCAUGCCCACCGUGCUCACUUUCCCUGAGGAGAUGGGAGUGUUCAUGAGGGAGCACCUCAACUACUGGUACAGCCUCAAGGCCUACUACCUCGCCAAGACGAUGGCCGACAUUCCCUUCCAGGUGGCCUUCCCCAUGGCGUACUGCGGCAUCGUCUACUGGAUGACGUCGCAGCCGCCCGAGCUGCUGCGCUUCGUCCUCUUCUCGGCCAUCUCCGUCAUGACGUCGCUCGUGGCGCAGUCGCUGGGCCUUCUCAUCGGCGCCGCCUCCACCUCCCUGCAGGUGGCGACCUACGCUGGUCCCGUCACCGCCAUACCCGUGCUGCUCUUCUCCGGCUUCUUUGUCAGCUUCGACACCAUCCCCACCUACCUGCAGUGGAUCUCCUACAUCUCCUACGUCCGGUACGGCUUCGAAGGCGUCCUCAUUUCCAUCUACGGGCUGGAUCGCGCCGCGCUGAACUGCAACACCACGGCCACCCUCUGCCCGUUCCAGCAACCGACGGCCGUGCUGGAGCAGCUUGCGGUCCAGGACGGCAAGCUGUACCUCGACUUCAUCAUCCUAGCCGUGUUCUUCCUGUGCCUGCGCCUGCUGGCCUACGUCGUGCUGCGGAUCCGCGUCAAAGCCGAGAGAUAAAAGCUCCCCCCCCC